AACAUGUCUGCCACCGCCAGAACAAGAAGUAGUAGAAGAAGAAAGCUACAAAGAAGAAGCUGUUUACCGCUGUGUGCUGUUUUGAACGGUCAGUAAAAACAACAGUCAGAAGAAUCAACUCUGGAAAGAAAAGAUCGACGCCAUUUCAAAGCCAGGGACAAAAGCAAAUAGAAAGUAUUUUCUUUAUUUUGUAUGCUUCGAAGCCUCUUGAAAACCACCAUUUUAAACCAAACAUAACUAUUCAUUUUUCUGGAAAAAUAAAGACAGAAGCUAAAAUACAGAUGCUAAUGCUGUUCUGGAAAUUUUUGGCUUAGCAUUUCCGGGACGCAAAGGGAUUGUAUUUUUAAUUGUUUGGUUGGUUGUUUUUCUUUCUUUUUUUGCAUCAUUUAUUAAACCAGGAUAAGACAAGAAGGUAAUAUGGAGGACGGGGUUUGUUUGGAUUCGCCUUUACAAAACUGUCAGUGUUAUUAUGUGUUUAUACACUGAGUGAAUACAGUACUGUUACUAGAAAGAAACCUGAGGUGCCGUCAUAUUAAAGUCAGACCUGAAGGAGAGAAGCAAACUGCUUCUAGAAAUGAGCGACUCGGGGAAUGCAGCCAGCGGCCCGAGCUGCUCCGGCUUUAGAAGCGGGCCAGAGCGAACUGGAAGCGCCGAGCAGAGCCGAGUCUGGAGCCUGAGCUCCUCCAGUCAGCGGGGGAGGCUGCCAUCGCUCAGAACCAGGGACCUGACGCUAGGGGGAGCCUUCAGGAAGACAAAGAAGACAUGGGAGCCUAAUGUCCACGCUGUGAGAAAACUGAAAGAUGAGCUACAAACAGAAAACCCUGUGGCUCCUAAAAAGGAAAAGAGAGAAAGGGAUGCGAAGAGAAAAGAGAGCAGAGGUGGGAGGAAAGUGAGACCUCAGGUCAUCCAGUCCCACUCCAUCUUUGAACAAUGUCCUGGUGUCUCAAAUUACAGAACAGGCCGGCAUGGUGCCAGAGGCCUGCAGAGCUCCUCUGCAUCUCCUGUUUGCAGACCUAUGAAAAAAGAAGGGAAGAAUUCAACGGAGGAUGAAGAUCAUCUUCUCAGUAAAUUGCAGCGAGACGACUUCAUAGUUGAUCCAGAGUUGAGGAAUGAUGCCCACCUGAACCCCAUCGCCCUGCCUCUGUAUCAGUCCAGCAGCUUCACCAGGCGUCCCAGGCCAUCUGCCGCAACAUCAGGUCAAGACGACCUCCUGGUCUUAACAGCGCCACCCUGUGGUGCUGAUGGAAAAGCAGCCCUCUUGACUGACUGGCAGAAAUCUGAGCAGUUGUCUCUGGUAAAAAUGCUGCAGGAACUCAGUGUUUCAGGAGGAGAAGAGCUGUUCUUCAUGCAGUUUCCAGACUGUCUUCCUGGCAGACACUCUGCACCGAAAGCAGACCUUCAUCAUGGAGGAGCGACAGAGAAACCUUCAAAGACAGACACAAAGUCAGCACAGCAAGAAUCCAGGAACAUGGACGGCUCCCUUGUCCUCUCAGAAUUCCCUGAGGGAUUUUUGGGCAAGCUACAAAUCAGGAAGUCGGGAAAGGUGGAGCUAAAGCUGGGUGACAUCAUCCUGGAUGUGUCAGAAGGAGCUGCUUUUUCCUUCCUGCAGCAACUGGUGUCGGUCCGUUUGUCGGGUGGGAGAACUGGGAACAUGAUGGUGCUGGGAAACGUCCAUCACAAGCUGGUUUUGUCUCCUGACUUCCAGUCCUUGUUGAGGCAGGUGGCUGCACAGCAGCCAUGAGGCUCAUGUCUGCAAACUGUGAAUAGAUGGACUAUUGGACUAAUAUUACAGUUCAACAUUUGUUACUGAAAAAACAUUGUUUUUAUGAAGAUGACUUAUUUUUCUACUUUCACUGUGAGAAACUUUUAAACCUAUUAAAUCUAAAAAAUCUUUGAUGUUUUUGGGGCUAAUAAACGAGAUUCAUUCCAAGCUUGAGGUGAGGUCUGAAUAUCCCCUCUACAGUUAGUUCCACCACUUUCACCAGGGGUGUCAGACUCAUUUUUAUUUUGAGCCAAAUCAAAUCAAACUUUCAAAUAUCUGCAAAGUGGCAGAAUGUAUUCAUAAAACAAACCAUUUUAACUGCUAAAAUUGUAACAAGCAGAUGCAUUCUAUGAGCACUUCUUAAAAUUAAAUAACAUUGAACCAUCUUCUCAUAUUGAUGUAAUUUGGUAUUUCUCAUAGAAAAUCAGCCUAAAGUGAUCAAAUAUUUAAGCCCACAACUGUUAUCUUUAGAGCUGCAUUGUGUAACUUUUAUAAAAAAAAUAUUUUUGACAUAUUUGUUGACCAUGUUAUGACAAUAUUAUAUAAUCUGUGAAUAGCUAAAUCUCCUCUGCCUUCUCUGUGCUGUUACUGCAGUCAGAAGAAAUGCACCGCUGCUGACCAAAAGCAACCAAUCAGAGCCAGGAGGCGGGUCUUAGCGCUGUCAAUCAACUUUGCGUACUCCCUGUUCAAUAUGCUAAUGGUGAAGAAACAAUUUACUGCUACAGGAAAUCUAUGCAUCUGCCAUCAUCGGUGGCCAUGCUAACUAGCCUUAGCAUUCACAGCAGGCUCUCCUAUCAGGAAGAAGCUGUACCGUACCAGUGGGGGAGGGUACAAAAGAGUGAUUGACAGCACUAAGACCCGCCUCUUUGUCCUAAUUGGUUGUUUCUAGUUAGCACUGGGAGAAGGCAGAGGAGCUUGAUUGUAGACAGAUUAUCUGCCUCAUAGCAUACUGUCACAGGUUUCAACAAUGAAAAGAUAUACUUUCAAGUUCUGUUAUGGUGGGCCAGAUUUGUCUCCUGGUCCUUGAAUUUGACACAUACGAGAUGCACCAUGCUGGCUUCGGGUUGGACACCCUCUUUGCCUCCAGACCAGUCCUAGUUCUUUACAGUAUUUAUUCAACAAGAUGUCAGGAACAUUCCCCAGAGAUUUUGGUGUCAAUUGGCCCAUCAUUAUAAAUACCUUAAGUUAUUGUGACUAAUUAUUAAAUUCAUCGCUAAAAAGAACAAAUACCAUCAUAAAAAUUUUCAUACAGUCUUUACAUAACAUCCAUAUUACUGCCUUCAGGUGCAGCAACAAAUGUAGAAAGCAGCCAGGAUCCACCAUCUCUAGCUGAAAACUUUUUUUUAGAAAAAACAAUGGACACUGUUGGUUUUCAUUUUCUUUUUGUAACAAAUACAGAAUAUCUUAUCAAGGGUCAGUCUUUCCAGUAAUACUAUAAUUCAGAGGACUAUAAUUCAGAGGACUUGUUUUUGGACGGAGACAAUCGAUGCAGACUGAAGAGACAACAGUCUGAAAAAAAAAAAAACCUUCCAAUCUUACUAUCAGCACAUAUGCUCAUUUGAAGGAGAAAACAC
Poecilia latipinna (sailfin molly) is the source of this 3336-nucleotide messenger RNA. Its product is annotated as DNA-directed RNA polymerase III subunit RPC4-like. Gene Ontology annotation, biological process: tRNA transcription by RNA polymerase III. The transcript is spliced from 8 exons. Gene Ontology annotation, cellular component: RNA polymerase III complex. The record is from RefSeq and is a predicted model, not a curated record. The coding region runs from base 575 to 1741 and encodes 388 amino acids. Gene Ontology annotation, molecular function: DNA binding. Lineage: Eukaryota; Metazoa; Chordata; Actinopteri; Cyprinodontiformes; Poeciliidae.